AUUUUUAUUGUGCACAAGCCAUGUCCGAGUUGUUUGGUGGCGUCGAGGGCGGCGCGUCCAGGUCGACAAUGGUGAUUUCGAACGCGGCCGGCGAGAUCCUGGCGACGGCGUUCGGCGGCUCAACCAACCAUUGGGUCGUUGGUCUGGACAAGUGCAUUGAGGAGUUUGGCGCAAUGGCUGCCGAGUGCAAGCGUCAAGCGGGAAUCGCUCCAACAACCAAACUCUUCUCGCUGGGAUUGUCGCUCAGCGGCGGAGAGCAGCCUCAGGCACAGCGCGAUAUCAUUGCUGGAAUCCGUGCCAAGCUACCCGACCUUGCAGAGCACUACGACAUUUGCACCGACACGUUCGGCGCGGUCGCAACUUCAUGUGAGGCCGGUGGCAUUGUCUUGAUUGCUGGAACGGGCUCCAACUGCCAGCUCAUUGAUGCCCAGGGCCAGGGCGUUGCUGGUUGCGGCGGCUGGGGUCACUUCAUGGGCGACGAGGGCUCCGCAUACUGGAUUGCGCAUGCUGCCAUCAAGUUUGUCUUUGAUGACAUGGACAAGUACUUGACUGCCGAGAACGCGGCGCUUGGGCUGGACACGGAAUACGUCAAAACGAGCAUGUUUGCGUACUUUCAAGCGCAAAAUCGUAAAGAAAUGCUCAACCACUUUUACUCGAAUUUCGACAAGCAAUUCUUUUCCGGGUUUACCAAGCUCGUGGCGGAAGGCGCCGACAAGGGUGAUCGCCUUUGCCGAGAGAUUUUCCGACGAGCUGGCGACCAUUUGGGGCGGCACACGCGUGCAGUGUUGCAAUCUGCGGAUCAGUCGGUUGACAAGCUGAACGUUGUCUGUGUCGGAUCGGUAUUCCAGAGCUGGCAUCUUCUGCGGGAGGGCUUCUGGGGUGGUGUGGGCGACGUAACACCGCGUCCUCAACUCGUUCGUCUGCUCGUGUCUGCUGCCAUUGGCGCUGCACGCCUCGGUGCUACUCGCAGCUCUUCCGGAACCAAGACGGUGGCUGUGGACUUUGCCCGCACUACCGAAACUUUGGAGAGCUGAGGAAAAGCAGUCAUGAUUUUAAAAAGCACAAUACUAGUAAAAUUGAGCAACUUUUUGUUUUUAACAACGAGUCUACACUGACACGAC
Molecule: messenger RNA, 1121 nt
Organism: Capsaspora owczarzaki ATCC 30864
Lineage: Eukaryota; Filasterea; Ministeriida; Capsasporidae
Product: N-acetylglucosamine kinase
Exons: 7
Coding region: 21-1034 (337 amino acids)
Molecular function (GO): N-acetylglucosamine kinase activity
Source: RefSeq, a predicted model, not a curated record